Messenger RNA from Mytilus californianus (California mussel), 5907 nucleotides. RefSeq lists its product as uncharacterized. Gene Ontology annotation, biological process: signal transduction. The coding region runs from base 200 to 1540 and encodes 446 amino acids. The record is from RefSeq and is a predicted model, not a curated record. Gene Ontology annotation, molecular function: protein binding. The transcript has 5 exons. Lineage: Eukaryota; Metazoa; Mollusca; Bivalvia; Mytilida; Mytilidae.
CAGAAUUUGAAAGUAGAAGUUAAAGGUAAAAACGAAAGUAGGUAUUUAGAGUCAAAGUGCAUUUAUUUUCAGUGGAUUAGCUGUCCCAAUAUAUAGUCGGGGAUUCCUAUAAUUUAUCUGGAUGGAAAACACAGCCUUUGGAUGAAAAUCAGAGGAAAAGAGAAACAAAAUUGAAACUUCAGAAACCGAGACAGCCACCAUGAUGUUCGAUAAGUAUCUUGCCCUUAAAGUGCUUCAGAAAGAGGAGGUGUUAUUUAGUUCCAAACUAAAUCCAGUGGAAAUAUUACCUCAUCUUACUAGCAUGUCAGAGAUGAGCAAGCAAGAAAUUAAAUGUGAACAGAACAAUAAGGGAGAAAAAAUAGCUACGCAACAUUUACUGAAAAGGAUUCGACAACAAGAUAAAUGUUUGAUAGAGUUCAUUAGGGCUUUGAGAGAUCCUGAAAUUUGUCAAACAGAUUUGGCUGAUAUGUUAGACCCCAAUCAUUUACUGGAUACAGGAAAGAAAUGGGAUCAGCCAGCUCCAUCUGUACCAUCAGAAACAAAAGCUGUUAGAGAUACAGAGGCGAUUACACCACCAAUAUACAAUGGAGUAACACAGCUCAGACAUUUACCGUUUUCUGUAAUGAAAAUUUUGCAAAUUUUAGAUUAUAAUGAAAAGUGGAAGGACCUUGCAGAAUAUCUUGGAUACACUGUUGAGGAAGUCCAGCAUCUACAGACUACACCGAAAAGUUGUACAGAAAAGUUAAUAGCCAACUGGUCUAGUGGGGAUAAGCCAGUUCAAGCUACUGUAGAAAACCUUUUCAAUGCUUUAGAUUUCAUGGAAAGGAAAGAUAUCAUGCGUGAUCUUGAACAAAUAUUGAAUUAUAAAUUCAAAAAGCAAGAGUCAGAGAAACCUGGAUUAAGUUUUGUUGCAAUGGAGCCAGUCAUUGACAUUCAGGAAAGAAAAUCACAUGACAACAAAGAAACAAGCUUGUAUGAUAGAACAAAUAUGAGCAAAACACCAACUGAAGUAGGUGAUAUUUGUCAAAGUAUUGAAAUGGAUGGAAUGUCUCUUGAAACAAGAUUCAGUGCUCAAGAUGAUAGGGAAUUAAAACUGUUAAGAUCAGCAAAUUAUGCAUCAUCUCAUAUUCCUGAAAACAAUCCCCGACAGGAGACAGAAAAGCCAAAUGUUCUAAUUCAGAAUGGAGAAAACGAUAAAGACAAAAAAUUGGAAAAACAGAUCUUCCCAGACAAAUCUUUACCUAACACUUACCACAACAAGGAGCCAUUUUCAAUAGAAAACAAUGCUCUUCAAUCAAUUAAUGAGCAAAAAAGUGAAGAAAUUUCUAAAAUAAAUACCACAGAGACAAGUUCUUCUGCACAACAACAGAAAGUAGAAAAUACUGAUCCUAUCAUAGAUGUUGGAAAUAACAACACCAAAUGUGUCCACAAAAAUAUGACAGAUAAGGUUAUUGACAUUGUCAAGAGCAAGCCAUUAGUUGUUGGUUCUGUAAUUGGUGCUUUAUCAUUGGGGUUGAUUGCUUACAGUAGAAAUAGUUAAAUACAGUUUCUUAUAAGAACCAAGCAGAAGUUUAAUGCCUUUAUUCAGGAUAUACCUUCCAUAGCUCUACUGUUUGUUUUAAUAGUUUACGUUUUUGAAAAAUUUCGUUUGGUUUUAUAUUUACAGAAUUUACUUAACCCAGUAUUUGAUAAUCAUAGUAUGGAAAAAACUGAGUUAUAGUAAUAUCAACUAUAAUAAUUAUAAUGAAUAUAAUGAUUAGAAGUGUUAAUAGAAAUUAUUAAAAUAGAGUGAAAAUGCUUGAUUCAGAUAAGAAACUGUAUUUAACAGUAAAAUUAUUUAAUUAGAAGUUGAUGUCAGAUUAAGAAGUAAAUUCAAACAAUUUUUAUUUUUUUAAUUUUUAUUAUGGUUAGGUUGUAUUUUUUUGGGGUUGUAUUUGUUGAUUUGAAUAGCUGUUGGUUGAUUUUUGUGAUGAUUACAGUAGAUAGUAGGUUUUACUUUGGAACACCAAAAACAACAUAAAAAAGCCCUAUCAUUGUCAUUUUCAAUUUGUCAGUUACAUAUGUUGAAAUGUAAGGUGCCAUAUAUACGAAUUAUUAGUCCCAAAAGAGAAAAAUAAAACCAUUUCAAUUUCUACAAUUUACAGUUUACAUACCAAUUACUGUUAUCAAGCAUAUUUUUAGCAUAAGAAACAUUUUGUGUAUAUAUGGCAUAACUUCAAACAAAUAUGUUCAUUGUAUUUAUAAUAAUUUAGCAUUGUUACAUUUUAUUAAUUCAGCAUUGUUACAUUUUAUUCACACAUUGACAUAUCAAGUUUUCUUAUUUUUUGAAUGAGGAUGAUGUUAUGCAUCUAUUUCUUUGACAGAAUUGACAGUUGUUGGACUGUUCAAAAAUAAAAUAAAAUGUAAAUAAACUAAGGCUUAUCGUUGUGCAACAUGACUCAUAAUGUCAUGAAAAUAUUCCAUUGUAUAUAUUCCAGUAUAUUCUGCCAUCUUAAAUAUUAUUAUGUAGUCCUGUACUUAUUAAGUACUACUUAAUGUUGUUUUUCUUAUUUUUUUUCCAAAUGAUUUAUCAGUUUAUUUUACAAAACAUGUGUUCAAAUUUCUAAGUGCUAUCUUUGAUUUAUUAAUUGUAAAUAAUGAAUAUUUAAGAAAGAUUUAUGUGAUAAAUUUUGAAUAAGGUGAUCCCUUCUGACAUAAUUAUCAUUUGUAUAUUAUAAUAUCUAGAGUAACUUGCCCUUUUCUGGGGGUUUUCAUUUAGGAAUAACAUGCAUAAGUCAAACAUUAUAGUCAAGAGUUUUUGUAUUAGAUUAGAGAUUCUCCUCAAUUUUUUUAAGUUUGAAUACUCCUUUAUAAUUAAUUUCAUUUUGUAUGUGCAGAAUGAUUAAUUCCAAUGGAAUUCUUCCAAAUAAAGCGACAAUAGAAGUCAAAAGUUAUGUAAACAACAACAAAAAAAUGAAUUCGCAAUUGCAUCAGGAAAAUAUUAUACAGUCUUAAGUCAAAAGUGGAAAUGUAGUUAAAGGACCAAAAAAUUAAUCAGAAUUUCAAAUUGUUACUUGCCAUAAAGAAUGAUAUACCAGAAGAAAAACUGUUUGAUUUUAUUGUAUGAUUUUUGUUUAUUUUACACAAUAAGUGCUGAUGGUUUGUGAUAUAAAGAAAGCUUUCAAAGUGCUGUUUAUGACUUUUAACCUGGCCUCUGACCACAAUUAAUUCCCUUUGUUUGUGGUGUACAAACAAAGUAUAUUAAUACUAUAUUGGCUAUUUUUCUUGAUUAUUCUUUGCAAAUCAGUCUUCUCUGUUUUGUAUGAGGAAUGAUUGAACCAGUACCUAUACCAUUGCUUGCAAUUCAGUCAUGUUUAUUAUAUAAUUAUUUGAUACAAUUUUUUUUUUCCUGUGUUGGCUUUUCUGAAGAGCAAAAAUACUUCCAGCAAUACACAAAAAUAAACACUUUCAUUGAUUCAUUAAAUGACCUUUUACAGGGGAAGAACACCAAUGUAUUAUGAAGAUAUAUGUAUAAUAAAGAUGUUAUUGCACUAAUGGUCAGGGGACACAGUUAGCGUCCUUUGGUUUUCAUUGUCUACAAAUAUAGUCCCUAGUGUGAACUGUGUAUAACUUGCAAAUUUUUCAUACAUCUUCCAAAUUCAUUUCUUUAUUUGUUAUAUCAUAUUGGUGUAAUUAUGCUUUAUUUUUGCGAAUUUUCUGUGAUGUUUUAUAUUUAUUUUCCAUUAUGAGUAAGAUUAUUUAUUUUCAUGUGUAGAGACGUAUAGAUUAUUACAUGGCAUUUUUCAUAUCAGACCUUUUAUUGGCUCUAGGUCAUAUCAGCCCAAGAGCAGGAGGCUCGAGGGAUGAUAUCAUGAACGAGGGCCAAUAAAGGGUCUGAUAUGAAAAAUGACAUGUAAUGAUCUUUUUAGCAUAUACUUCAGUAGAAGAAAUACAGACAAGAACUAUUAAAAUUUUGUCUUUCUUUGAACUUCUAGAUAAUAAUUUACAGACAACCAAAUACAAGUUUAUUAACUUUAAUUGUUUUUAUUGAUAUAACAAGCAUUUCAUUUAUCAUGUGACAUUUCACAACAAUUAUUAUGUUCUUAGUUUGAAAAAUUUAUUGUCACGUCUGCCAUGUUUACAAACAAAUUUCCGGAAAUGCACGAUGUUGCAUGUGAUAAACCCCACGGACAAUAACGGAAAGGCAUUUGAUAACAUUCUGGAAGUAGUCAAUAAAGGUUCGUUUAUCACCCCACCGAGGAAAUUCUUAGGAAUCUGGUUAAUAAACAUAAUAACCCUUUCAUAGCCUUUUAAUUAUUUCUAAAUGUUAUUGAACUGUAAAAUUUAAGUAAUAUUUUAUACAAGUAUAUGAUAAAUGCAGGUAUUGAUUUCAAUAUCUGGCUUGUUUUCAUAUUGCUUAUUUUGCCGAUAUUCUCUUGAAUUAAUAAGUGAAGCUUGUUUAAUUUGUCAUAUUGAUAUUCCUUACAGAAAGAAGACAUUAUAUACCAUUAAAUUACUGUUUAGACCAGAAUUGUUGCUUUAUUUAUGGUGUAAACAAAUUUCCCUUUAACACACAAAGUUUUAGAAAAAUAUGAUUUACAAAAUUUGAACUAUCUCUAGAAUUUUAUCUUUAAAAAAUUUGAAGGAUAACAGUUGUAAAUUUUAUUUUGUCAUUUUGUGAAAGUUUUUAUUCCCUGUAGGGUAUAUAUGAUGUUCAUUUUGGCAUUUAACUUCAUCUAAUGGUAUGUCCGCAUAUCAAAACAUUAGAAGGCCAAAAAAUUUUCAAAAUGGGAAUGAAAUUACUGUCAAAAAUCCUGAUCAUACUAAACACCAACAAUAUAAAAAUAUGAAAUUUAUUUGUUGUAAAAUAACUGUAUUAAUGAAUUUUUUCCAGGGAAUUAAAGCAAUAAUAAGUACGUAAUAUUAAAUGUUUACUAGAGUUACAUAAAAUACAAUGGCUAUACCAAACCCUACUUCAUCCAGAAACCUGUGUAAAUUUAACCUGAAUAAUUCAGUCGUUAUAUUCCACUGCUCUACGAUGGCUACAUUAACGCCUGUAGGCCUUGUCAAUAAAAAAUCGUCAAAUAAUCAUUCGGAAUUAGCUCGGGAUUUACCUAUCUUGAUAACAUUGAGCUAUUAGCUGAUUGGCUCUCUCUCACAGAGAGCACCAAUCAAAAUCCUGGAUUCGUGAAGCGUUUUUAUUAUAUAAAGAAUUCAGGCCCUCGUGAGUGGGAGAGUCGAUCACGGGGAGGGACUGAAUUAUUCAGGUUAGUGUAAAUUUAAACUCUUGUACUGGGAACAAAUGAAUGAACCAGAUUAUGUGUUUGCAAACACACAUAUGGUUUCUGAGAAAGGAUAUUGAUUGGUUGCUCCUUAUAUUAUUUUAUUUUAUAACCGUUGAAAAAUUUGAAGACAAAAUAUUUUGUGAUGCUUGCAAAUCCUUUGGCAUUGAGAUAUUUGUUUCUUUUGAUAUAGACAUAAUAUAGGUUGUAUCAACAUUUUUAUAUAUAACAUAAAACAAUGAAACUCAUCAAAACCAAAUACUUUAGACUGAAUAUUUUGUUCAGAAUUUCAGAUUAUACAGAUUUUCCUGUCAUACAGGAUAAACUACUUAGAAAUAUUACUGUGUUCCCAGUACAAGAGUUUAAAUUUACACAGGUUUCUGGAUGAAGCAGGGUUUGGUAUAGCCAUUUCAUUUUAUGUAACUCUAGUAACCAUUUAAUAUCAGGUAUUUAUUAUUGUUGUAAUUACCUGGAAAAAAAUCAAUUUAUCACAUACCUCAUGAAGUCAAUUUCAUCCAUUGUUAUAUUUGACCAUGUCUUUCAUUCAAUAAAAUGUUAUUUCAUCAAUGUUAUUUAUGUAUGUUUUUCUGUGUUGUCAACUCUUUAGAGUAUAAAUUUGCAUUUCAAAUAAACUUCAUUACUGUUG